AUCACAAUGAAGCUUAACAUUGCCUAUCCAAGCACUGGUGCUCAAAAAAAGAUCAACAUUGAAGACAAGAACAAAGUUCGUUGCUUCUUUGAAAAAAGAAUCGGCCAAGAAGUCGAAGCCACCACUUUAGGUGAUGAAUUCAAAGGUUACGUUUUCAAGAUCACUGGUGGAAAUGACACUGAAGGUUUCCCAAUGAUGCAAGGUGUUGCCGUUCCACACAGAGUUCGUUUAUUAUUAGACAAAAACUCAGGUUGUUACGUUCCAAAACGUGACGGUGAAAGAAAGAGAAAAUCAGUUCGUGGUUGCAUCGUCGCUGAAGAUAUUGCCUCAUUACAACUUGUCGUCGUCAAAAAGGGUGAUAACGAAAUUCCAGGCUUAACUGAUGUUUCAAUCCCAUCAGCCAAAGGUCCAAAGAGAGCCUCAAACAUCAGAGCCCUCUUCAAAUUAUCAAAAGACGAAGAUGUUAGAAGAUACGUCAUCCGUCGUGAAUUACCAGCCACUGACAAGAGAAAAGCUAAAUCAAAGGCUCCAAAGAUCCAACGUUUAGUUACUCCAGUCACCAUUGCUCGUAGAAAGGCUCUCCGUAACAAGAAACUCGUCCGUCACGAAAAAGCUGCCAAAGAAGCCACUGAAUACGCUAAACUCGUCGCCCAAAGACAACAAGCCACCAAACAAAAAAGAUCAACCAAAGCUUCAUCAAAAAAAGUUUCAACUAAAUAAAUAAAUAGUUAAACAUCCUUUUAUAAAAAGAAAAAAAAAUAAUAUAGUAU
Molecule: messenger RNA, 770 nt
Organism: Dictyostelium purpureum
Lineage: Eukaryota; Evosea; Eumycetozoa; Dictyosteliales; Dictyosteliaceae
Product: 40S ribosomal protein S6
Exons: 3
Coding region: 7-720 (237 amino acids)
Biological process (GO): translation
Cellular component (GO): ribosome
Molecular function (GO): structural constituent of ribosome
Source: RefSeq, a predicted model, not a curated record